Anguilla anguilla (European eel) is the source of this 1320-nucleotide messenger RNA. RefSeq names its product prothymosin alpha. The record is from RefSeq and is a predicted model, not a curated record. Bases 148 to 501 code for a protein of 117 amino acids. Gene Ontology annotation, cellular component: nucleus. The transcript is spliced from 5 exons. Gene Ontology annotation, biological process: positive regulation of transcription by RNA polymerase II; negative regulation of apoptotic process. Lineage: Eukaryota; Metazoa; Chordata; Actinopteri; Anguilliformes; Anguillidae. Gene Ontology annotation, molecular function: histone binding.
GUUGACUGCAUUCAACUCUUAGGUUGAAAGCAAUUUGUUUCACUCCUCUUCACUCCUCCUAGCCGGUAACUCCAUCCAACAAAGGGGUUGCAAAUACAGUAAGGCAAAUCAGCAAGCUUUAUAUAAUUUUCUCCACAUUAUCGAACUAUGGCGGAUACCGCAGUUGACACGACCACCACCGAGGUUACACCUAAGGAUCUGAAGGAGAAGAAAGAAGUGGCAGAAGAGGCAGAGAAGGUGGAGAAAGAGAACGGCAGUGGAGACGCACCUGCCAAUGGCACAAAGACAAACGGUGCAGACCACGAAGAGGAAACCCCUGAGGAUGAAGAGGAUGAGGAUGAGGAUGGAGAGGGAGAGGAGGGUGAGGGUGCAGAGGAAGAUGGGGCAGAGGAGGCAGAUGGACACCCUGUGAAACGUCCAGCUGAGGAGGAGGAAAAGGCUGAAACGAAAAAGCAGAAGACAGAGAACGGUGACUCCACAGAAGCUGAAGUGAAAGCCUAGAACUUUAGCCUGUCACCUUUAUAGCCUUAUCCGUGGAGGUAUCCUGGCAAAGAAAAGGCUGUGCUUUCAUGUGUACAUUUUACAGAAAUUUUUCUCUCCUCCCACCUCCCGCUCCUCAGAUAUUGUAUUUGCACUGGAGUUUUGUAACACCAUGGCCCUUUUUUUGUAAAAUCUUAUUUAUUGGUCCCCCCGUAUGACCAGUUUUUAUUACUGCUGCAAAUGGGGCCCACUCAAAAAAAAAAAACAGUGCUUUUUCUUUUUAAAAGUAUAAGUAACCGUUGUUGAGCACGUUUUCUACUUUACCUGACCUGCUGCCACCCUCUUUCAACAGUUGUGUCCUCCCUCUACUGUUUAUACACUAUAAAAAUGACCUCAAUUUCACUCGAGACCAAAAAAUGAGUUUUAUUGUGGGGAUAAUUCUUCAGCCUUGUUUUUUUGUGUUAGUAGUUAAAUCAGCAAAUGGUGCAAGUGUGCAUUAAUGGUCCUUUAUUGUUUGUAAAUGAUAAAAACCAUUGGCUUUCCUGAUGAUGAGACCUGUAGUUAUUAUCCCCUUUUAAAUCUUAAGGUUUUUGGGUGUUUUGUGAUCUUUAUGAACAGUUGCUUUUCAUAUUCUGUGUACAGAUUUGGUUUGGUUUUUGGUCAGGAUGACCAACUUUAGGUUUCUAAAUGCCUCAUACAGCAGCCCACACCCUGCCCUGGUGUACCUCUUACAUUUCUGAACAGUUAUUUUUUUUACGGUUAAUUUUUUUUGUUUUGUUGAUGCUUUGACCACUGCUUUGUAUAUUCUGGUUCUGGAUUAUAAAUAAAUCAGUCUUUUUA